Somion occarium is the source of this 2511-nucleotide messenger RNA. NCBI's taxonomy places the organism in Eukaryota, Fungi, Basidiomycota, Agaricomycetes, Polyporales, Cerrenaceae. The record is from the annotation of a GenBank genome assembly.
GUGGCUUCCUGGAAAGGAAGGUAUGGUAUUCAACGCCUUCGUGGCAUCUGCCGGUAGCGCUGUGCAUGCCUCGGGCCAUUGUUCUAAGUGAGAGAAAACAACUCUGGACGUUCCUUACCAUCAUCAUCUCUCGUCUGUCUCAGGGUCGCAGGCACGGGCUGCCUCGUCGUUCUCUACAUAAAGCUCAACGUUCGUCCGUUCCAUCCCCUCAGCAGCCUUGGGAUCAUCUUGAGCAUUUCUCCCGCGAGGCUUUUACCUUCUGCUCACUUCGCAUUCGCUGACAGGUUAUUAUCUUAUUGGUAUUAUAUUAUUCUGCAUCAUGCUUUUCUUCGUCUCUACUGUCCUCGCUUCGCUGCUCCUCAUUCCAUCAUAUGCAUUACCAACUGGUUCUCACGGUGACCACAGGCCUGGGUUUCCUAGGCUUCCUCCCGUAUUCCAUGGCGGGAUCUUGUGUGGACUCCCGAUUCCAGUUGUUCAGCGUUUCCUCUGUCCUAGACAGGACGGUGGCUCACCCUUGACGGUCUCAACGCCUUUUGGAAAUGCUCACGGUGCUUCAGAUGAUUCUGGUACUACGCGCUUUGCUGUCAAAUAUGCCAACCAUAAUCGCUGGCAAGCUUCCACCGUUGUUACAUCCUGGCUGCUACCAAAUGGACAGAGCGACCCGACUGCGAUGCCCAUGGCAUGCCCACAGACAGACCUGAAUUCUUCAGCCUUCGUCGAGGAUUGCUUGUCCAUGGUCCUCUAUGUUCCAGAUUCCGUCAAGUCUGGAAGUAAAGCACCUACUCUGAUGUGGAUCCAUGGUGGCUCAUUCACCUUCGGUUCCGCAAAUGGUCCUGGUCUUGAUGGCUCCAAGCUUGCCACAGCCACGAACUCCAUCGUGGCAGUCAUCCAAUAUCGUCUGGGAGCUUUGGGUCUUUACGCACCGAGCGGAGAGACCAACCUUGCUGUCAAGGAUGUCAUGACGGCGAUGACCUUCUUGCAGAGAGUCUUGCCCAGUUUCGGCGGCGAUGCGUCACAAAUCACCAUUGCCGGUCAAAGUGCAGGUGCUUCCAUGAUCAGGACGCUUCUAGCUGUCCCUUCUGCACAAAACCUGUUCAAGCAAGCCAUCCUUCAAUCUGACACCAUGGACUAUGGAUUCUACACGCCUGAAAUUCACCAGACCUUACUCAACCACUUCAAGGCAUCACUCUCUUGCAGUGCAACCGACACGACAUGUUUGAAUGCUCUAUCCCUCACUGACAUCCUCAACGCAGAGAGCGAUCUCUCUGGUGCCGCUCCAGGUCUCACACCCGCUGCCAACCCCGCAGAACCUCUGCGCCCAGUGCACGAUGGUACUCUCGUGACUAGCACCUUCACCCCAAUCACGCCUUUCCCUCGGGUCAACAAACCCCUUUUGAUCACUACCGUCAAUGACGAAGCUGGCUUCACCAUCUAUGGUGGUGUUGGCCCCGGAGGCUUGGAUCCGGCCACAUACGAGUUUAUGGUUGACAGUGCUUUCGGGCAGAAGAGCGCUACCACACUCCUCGCUUUUGCUGACUAUGCGGUCCCGGCUUCUGCGAACUCGACCGACGGCGACGGUGGAGAGACUGAUGUUACUCCCCAGUUGCAACAGAUGGGUACAGACCAAGUUUGGAGAUGUCCUUCAUGGACCUUUGCUAGGAACUGGGUAUCCAACGGUGGCAGGGCAUUCGUGGGAGAGUUCGUAGUUGGGGCAUCCUACCCUGGAAACGAGGAAGUACCUUUCUGCACUGAUUCUGGCGUCGUCUGCCAUCAGGACGACAUAGAGAUUGUUGUACGUCUUGUUCCUUGUCUUAUAUUCGCUUUUCAAGCUCUGAACACUUUAUCUUGUAGUUCGGCACUGCCCCAAACCCUACUCCAGCACAAGCAGCACUUAUCCAAGAAAUACAAGCACGCUACAGCGCUUUCCUCCGGACUGGAAACCCCAACACUGAUUCCCUCCGAACUUGGACUGCUGCUGGUACUAGCAACGUUCACGCCACUCAACUCGGCGCCUCUGGCGAGGCCCCUGUUGGAGGUUGUGAUCCUAGCUUGUGGGGCGCAGCAGUUCCAUACGACUACCAAACACUCGGCCUCUAGAGCAUCAGUCUCACCUCUGCUCUGUCAAACUCGUUACAUUCAUUUAAUGGUUCUCUAACUUAAACUGCUCUCGAACGGACACUUUUGCCGCAAUUUAUGGGUCGUCCUUUCGUAGCAAUUGUCGACGGGUUGCACUGACGACACGUUUUCCGUUUUUAUUCUAUAGUCGUCUCCAGGUUAUACAUAACGCCUGCUAAUUCUUCUAUUGGGUUUUCUCCGUUUGUUUUUUUUUGGUACGGAACACACCGUUGUAGCCAUAUUAGGUUUGCUGUCAGUUUUUCAUCCUCAUGUCUUCCCUACGUUCCGUUGUAGCCUCAUACUUGAUGUCUCAAUUUGAUCGAUAUUUAUUACCAACUGCAUAACUUGAGCCGAAUCUUAUCGCUUAGAACGCAAUCGUCUCUGCAACUGUGUCGU